Messenger RNA from Ruditapes philippinarum (Manila clam), 761 nucleotides. RefSeq lists its product as uncharacterized. The record is from RefSeq and is a predicted model, not a curated record. The transcript is spliced from 3 exons. Bases 53 to 733 code for a protein of 226 amino acids. Gene Ontology annotation, molecular function: protein binding. NCBI's taxonomy places the organism in Eukaryota, Metazoa, Mollusca, Bivalvia, Venerida, Veneridae.
AAGUUGUUAUAAACGUGUAUAUUUUUAUAGUAGAUUUUCAAUCAGCACGAAGAUGUUUGGAAUAUUUUUGUUGAUUUCUGCUUCGGUCUUUCAAGUACUUUUUGCUGACAAUAUACCAUGUAACGUAGAUUAUGUCGAACUGGAGCAUAACGUGCAGGACUUAGUUGACAAGAAAACCGCGUCACGUGACCAUGAAAUGGAAGCUUUGAAAGAACGCGUCUAUAAAACCGAACGUGAUAUCAAAGAGCAAGAUGUGAAAUUAAAAACUUUAUCUGAAACCAAGCGACAGUUGUCGUCUACUUCAAAGAGAUUUGUUAUGAACGUCGGAUCCCCUGUCGGUUUCAUGGCAUGUGUAAGCCCGCCAAAUUUGCUCAACCUUACUGACAGACACACGAUUGUCUUCGACAAAGAGAUAACCAACCUCGGUGGGGCUUACCUAAAUCAAACUGGCGUUUUUACUGCCCCUAUCAAAGGUCUAUAUGAAUUUCAUCUGACGGCAAUGUCUCUUCCCGGCAGGCAUCAGUAUUUAUCGUUCGUGAGGGAUGGGGUGAUAAUUAGUUACUUGUACCCAGAUGCCAUCGGAUCAACCGUGUCCGUAGAAACAGCCGGUAGCCAAUGGGUCGUUGAGCUGGAUCAAGGCUCUGAAGUAUGGAUAGAAACUUUCCAUGCCGGCGAAAUUCACGGAAAUUGUUAUACCGUCUUUUCGGGAUUUUUGUUAAGUGAAAUGAUUUGAUACUAAUUAAAGGAUCAGUAACACAAAA